This is a messenger RNA of Odontomachus brunneus, 651 nucleotides long. RefSeq lists its product as uncharacterized. The transcript has 2 exons. NCBI's taxonomy places the organism in Eukaryota, Metazoa, Arthropoda, Insecta, Hymenoptera, Formicidae. Bases 182 to 619 code for a protein of 145 amino acids. The record is from RefSeq and is a predicted model, not a curated record.
ACGUAUAGUGUGGCCGCUCUCAGGUUUCUCUCUUGUUCAAGUCUCCUUCUUUCCUUCAAUAUGUGGCUUCAGUCGAAGAAUUCGACUUGGCUGUUGCAGCCAAUCGGGUCCCAGGUAUGCCAACGGCGAGAGCAUACGAUUGGUGAGAUUACGCGCCAGUUCACAACCUUUGGUUCUCGAUAUGGGAUCUGACACGAGCUGUAUCAAUCCCUCUGGCGGGGCGAGCGGGGAACCGACCAUGCGGUGGAUAUUUCGCUGCGUUUCAGCGGCGAAGGGCGCUCCUACCCGCGCGUCUAGGGCGCAGACGCGCGUCUUAUGGAUUUUACCCCCGUCGUGGGUGUCGGUGGUGUCGGGUAUGGUCCUGGGGUUGGCCUGGUGGGAGCCAGAGGGGCACAUGAGGGCGCUCCUCGCACGGGUCGUCCACGAAAGGGAGAAGGAGCGAUGCGCGAGCCGGUCGCAGAGGGUAGUUGACGAGGAGGAAGAGGAAGAGGGGAUCCAGCACCGAAACGAUACAAGCGACGGGUUGGGCCGGCCGUCUGCACAACGUGACCUGGCCGAUUACACAGAGAUGAGCAAGCCCGUGCGUCCAUCCCCCUGUAGACGAGCGGUAGGACUCUGACAUGUGACCGGGCCGUAGCGCAACGUCGUGGU